Molecule: messenger RNA, 364 nt
Organism: Staurois parvus
Lineage: Eukaryota; Metazoa; Chordata; Amphibia; Anura; Ranidae
Source: the annotation of a GenBank genome assembly
AUAAAUAUCUCUUAUCCACUUCCCGUCCGGCCCAUGUAGAUAAAUGGCCGGACGGGAUCGCUGCCGAUGCGGGUGGACGUUUCUAAAUGUCCUCCCACAUCCAUUGUCUGUGCACGCUCCCUGGGAGCGUGCGGCACCGCUAUCGGUGCCCACUUUGUCCUCCAGACACAGUGGAACACCGAUCGCUGUAUGGGACCUCUGUGCGAGGUCCUGAUUUAUGUGGUCACUGAUUGGCCAAUCAGUGAUCACAUGAAUAGUAGUAAGCAAGAUGUCACUUCCUGACAUCAUUGCUUACUACUUGUGAAAUCUGUGAAUGGUCACAGAGGUCACAUGGUACAAGGCUAUUCACAACAGCCUUGUACCA